CUAAAGUAACGACACCCCACCUCUAAAUUCAUUCGGUUUGUGCACAUUUUGUUUGAAAGACGCUUAAUUUUAUAUUAGAUGUUGUGAUGUUUUAAGAGCCGCCAUUUUCCGCAGAGAUGUCGACCUAUUUUGGAGUCAAUAUCCCGCCCUUGAAAUCGGGCUGUUUUGAGGGAUCUGCGGGCCUGUGUGUCGGGUCCAUAGCGGCGGUGAACAUAAAGCCACCACAUCAUCCGGCUGGAUCUCCAUCCGGAUCGGCAUUAACCUACAAAUCGACGGGACCUACAGCUGAAGGUAGUGCCGUUAAGUACGAGGAUCCCGACUAUCCACCGGACUCGCCACUGUGGCUGAUCUUUACUGAAAAAUCCAAGGCGCUGGACGUCCUGCGGCAUUACAAGGAGGCCCGCCUCCGCGAGUUUCCCAACCUGGAGCAGGCGGAGAGCUACGUGCAGUUUGGGUUCGAGAGCAUCGAGGCGCUUAAGAGAUUCGGCAAGGCCAAGACAGAAAGCAAUGUACAUUUUUCAGAGCCCAUUCCGCUAAGCGGCGGCGGUUACAAGAGCUCACCGGGCUCCACCGACAGUUCGUACUCCUCUUCGCCCACAGGCAGUGGCAGUGGUUUUAUCAGUCCCCUAGGGAACAGUCCCUCAAUGUCCAGUUUACUGCUCAGCAGCUCGCCCACUUCAUCGACGAGCAGCACCAGCAAUAUCAUUGCCAAUGGCCGCCAGCAGUUGCAGUUGCAGCAUCAGCAGCCGCAGCAGGAUUUGUCAGGAGAACGUCCACCGUUCCGGGCGCCCACCAAACAGGAACUGCAAGAGUUCCGCAAGCAAAUCGAAGGUGGCCACAUCGAUCGUGUCAAGAGGAUUGUGUGGGAGAACCCACGAUUUCUGAUUAGCAGUGGCGAUACGCCGACGAGUUUGAAGGAGGGCUGUCGCUAUAAUGCCAUGCACAUAUGCGCCCAGGUGAACAAGGCCAGGAUCGCCCAGUUGCUGCUGAAGACCAUUUCGGAUCGGGAGUUCACGCAGUUGUAUGUUGGCAAGAAGGGCAGCGGCGAUAUGUGCGCCGCCCUCAACAAGAGUUUGCUAGACUACUAUCUGAAUAUGCCGGAUAAGGCGCGUGGCGAGACGCCGCUCCACUUUGCCUCAAAGAACGGUCAUGUGUCCAUGGUCGAGGUGCUCAUUUCCUAUCCGGAGUGCAAGUCGCUGACGAAUCACGAGGGCAAGGAGCCCAGGGAGAUUAUUUGUCUACGUAAUGCGCAGGCCACAAACGUGACCAUCAGAAAACUGGAGCUCCUCCUGCACGAUCCGUACUUUGUGCCAGUGCUGAGAUCCAAGUCCAAUACAAUGCCCCCGCAAGUGGGUCAACCGUUCUCGCCCAGAGAGCCGCCGAACCUGCAACACAAGACGGACGAGUGUGAGGGCCUCAGUGUGGACUUGACCAUCAGCGCUCUGGCUGGACCCAUGUCCCGGGAGAAGGCCAUAAACUUCCAUCGCCGGUGGAAGACACCGCCGCGGGUGAACAGUAAUGCAAUGUCACCGAUGGCCAGCUCGCCAUUUAGUUCGCCGGUUAAGGUGACGCCGAACAAGUCGAUCUUUAACCGCAGUGUUGGAAACACCAGUCCUGUCCACACGGGUCGCAGGGUGCUAUUCAGCCCCAUGGCGGCGGUGACCAGUUCACCAAAACGAUUGCCCAAUGGCAAUAAUGAGUGUGAGAACAACAACAACAAUAUCAAGCCCGUGUAUCCCUUGGAAUUACCGGAAACACCCAUACGCCAUUUGAAACCGGCUUUAUUUAUGGCCUAUCGCAACAACAACAGUUUCGAUUCGCCCUCGAUGGCCGACAACUCCCUGCUGCUGGAUACGAGCUUGAGCCGCAGCCUGAACACGUCGCUGAAUGACAGCUUUCGGGAGCGCGACAUUAAGAACUCGGACAUCGAGAAGGGACUGGAGGUGGUGGGCCGUCAGCUGGCGCGCCAGGAGCAGGUUGAGUGGCGCGAGCACUGGGACUUCCUCGACACCUUCAUGGAUUUCAGUACGCACGAUGGCCUGGCCCGUCUGGACGCCUAUCUGCGAGAAAGGGCCGAGCGACAGGCGGAGAAGUCGGAAACGAUCUGGAACUUUGCCCAUUUGCAUCAGUAUUUCGAUUUAAUGGCUGAUGAUCAGCAGCAACAGCAGCUCCGUAAAGACAGAGACGCGGCGGCUGGAGCAACUUCGUCAUCUGCCGGGGUCAUGACCCCGUACACCUGCGUGGAGAAAUCUCUUCAAGUGUUCGCCAAGCGCAUCACCAAAACACUUAUCAACAAAAUCGGCAACAUGGUUUCCAUUAACGAUACGCUGCUAUGCGAGCUGAAAAGACUGAAAUCGCUGAUUGUCAGCUUUAAGGAUGAUGCCCGCUUCAUUAGUGUAGACUUUAGCAAGGUCCAUUCGCGCAUUGCCCACCUGGUGGCUAGCUAUGUAACCCAUUCGCAGGAGGUGAGUGUGGCCAUGCGCCUCCAGCUGCUGCAGAUGCUUCGGACAUUGCGCCAAGUGCUGGCCGACGAGCGUGGCAGGGAGCAAUAUUUGGGCUGUGUGUGCGGCAGCCUUCUGCUUAUGCUGGAGCAGGCGCCGACAACCGCCGUUCAUCUGCCGGACACUCUGAAGACCGAGGAGCUGUGCUCCGCCGCCUGGGAGACGGAGCAGUGCUGCGCCUGCCUUUGGGACGCGAGUCUCAGUCGCAAGACCAGUCGGCGCAAGCGCACCAAGUCCCUGCGCGCAGACGCCUCUAUCCAGCCUGUGUCGCAUGGACAGCUGCCCGAUGCAGCGGGUUCCACCGCUCUGCACGUCUCGCUGAGCCUGGGAGCGCACAGAGUAGCUGUCGUGGCGCCUGUUUCGAAAACCGCUUGGCGCGGGCAGCAAAGUGACGACGAGGACGACGACAGCGACGAAGAUGUGUGCUUUUUUGACUGCACUGAGGUUACUCCGCCGUAUGGCAGCAGCAGCGAGGACGAGGAGCACUUCCGUACGCCGCCAGAAAGCUUGUCGCCACGCAUGUCCGUGGAUCUGGAGCCGCAGUACCAGCUGUUUAUAUGUGGAGACAAGCCAACAAAGCGGGAUGUGGAUGUUCUGAAUGCCAUUUCCAGUGUGGACGUGGAUAAGGAGACGCUGCCGCAUGUCCACGCGUGGAAGACUGCUAUGGAGAGCUUCUCCGAUGCUGAAAUGAAUCUCUUCCCGUCGCCGAAGAACGUUAAAGUGCAAAAAUCGGAAUCCAACAGCCAGCCUCCGUUGCAUCCCAAGCGGCUCCUUGCCACCCCCAAGCUGUGUGCCGUGGCCGCCGGAAGGCGUGGCUCCGGACCAUUAACGCCGCCAGUUCCGCCGCGCCUGCCGCGCACUCCGUCCGCCGCAAGUAUUCAAGUUGCAGCCAGCAUGAAUGGCGAAACGGUAGCCGCCCCUGCUGCUUCAUCGCCGCUUUGGGCUUUUUCGGCAUUGUCGGCUGCGGCGUCAUUCCAAACACCGCUGAACAAAGUGCGCGGAUUGUUUAGUCAAUAUCGAGAUCAACGGGCAUACAACGAGGUAGACACGCCGAUCGGCAGCAGAAACGGAUGUGGACCGGAAACAGGAAACGAAAAUAGCGACUGAAAAGUGCUGGCCGUCUUUAUACUUACAUUUAUGUACCCUUCAUCGCCCAUUACCCAUUAUUAUGUUAGUCGCAUGAAUGUUAAUUUUUUUUAUACUAUUUGAAAAUCAUGGAAAUAAGUGAAAUAAAACACUCAAAAUUUUUGCUACUAA
Messenger RNA from Drosophila rhopaloa, 3758 nucleotides. It is a transcript of the gene Ankle2, whose product is annotated as ankyrin repeat and LEM domain-containing protein 2 homolog. NCBI's taxonomy places the organism in Eukaryota, Metazoa, Arthropoda, Insecta, Diptera, Drosophilidae. The record is from RefSeq and is a predicted model, not a curated record. Gene Ontology annotation, biological process: negative regulation of phosphorylation. Bases 117 to 3608 code for a protein of 1163 amino acids. Gene Ontology annotation, molecular function: protein phosphatase 2A binding. Gene Ontology annotation, cellular component: endoplasmic reticulum. The transcript is spliced from 10 exons.